AAAGAACACAGGACAGAAAGGAAGAAAGCUAAUGGGGGAACUGAUCACAGGUAGGAGGGGAAAAGGGCAGUGGCAGAGGAGGAGGAGAAGAUGGAGAAUGAUAAGAGUGAAGAACAAAGGAGAGCACAAGUGUCCGGAUAUCUCAAAAAUUACUUGGAAGAUUCAAAUUGUUAUUGUGAUUCCUUCCACUCAUGCUUAUAUUAUUCAAAAUGUUUUAACAAUAACGUAUCUAUGAAUAAAGGGCAAACAAGUGAGAAGAAACACAUACAGAACCAAAAUAUCAACCAUGCUGGUGAUUUCAAAAAUGUGCUACAGUGUCAACUCUUGAAAGAACAUAUCCCUGUGGAUCACAUUCCAGCCUCUGGUAAUGAGGAAUCUCAUUCAUACUUAGAUCAAUAUGAUGGUGGCUCUUCCUCCUAUAUUUUCCAAUCAAAUAGAAACAAGUGUCAAGGAAGAUAUGCAGCAAACGACUUACCUGAUGUGCAGGACCAUUUCUACCACUGUAUUGGGCAUGUGAGCAAGUCACAGCCUCGUGUCCUUUAUGGGAUUGGUAAGGGGGGUGUGGUGCUUAGGCAAGGACCAACUCUGGCUCAUUACAAAUCCAAUGUAUUUGUCAACCCACUGGCACCAGAAGCACCACCAUUACCAUCUGAUUGGCUCAUCCAACUUAUCAGUUCUAAACGACCAUCUGCUCAUGGAGUUGUAAGCUCAAGAAGAUCAAGAGGAACAUCUUCCUUACUUGUUUUGGAAAGAACUACAACAUUACCACCUGCUUCCUCAAAGAGUAAUCCUAACAUAGAUCUAAUAAUGCUACCUGAAGUUGAGUUUACUGCCACAUCAGAAUCACUUGAAUAUUAUGAACUACAAAAACAAGGUGGUCUAAAUCCACAGGGUCUGAAUCAGGAGAUCGCUCUACUUGUACAUCCUUCAGUAAUUCCACUAAAAAAUCAGUCAUGGGAUUCAAUUGUGGAUCUUAUUGACUCUUCUUUAGUUUUGAACACACAAUCCAUAAAGUCUUCUUUUCCAAAGUCACCAAGAUCUCCAUCAAAAUCAAACUCUGAACAUGGAUCACUAUCACCAAAUCCAGUUGCAAAUACAUCAAGGAUUUCUACUACCCAAUCACCAAGAUCUUACAGGGUACCUUGUUGUUUUUCUUCAGUACCUGCCUCACAGAGUCCCAAACCACAAAUAACUUUAAAUCCAUUACCAGAGCAUUCAGUGAGUCACUUAAUAAAACUUAUUGAGGCACAGUCAAAGUUACCCAUGACACUUUCAAAAAGACAAUUACAUCCACCACAAGCAAAACUAUCAAGUUUCACCUUGAGUGAAGUUUCCACUCUACAGUCAUCGUUGUCUUCUAUGAAAUCAUCUAUUUCAGGCCAGAGAGCUCUAAAAAUAAGGCAGUAUACAAUAGAGUCAGCAUAUGCCAGUAUCAUGCAAACCCCUUCAAGCCUGCCAAUAAUGACCAAACCAAGAAAUGAAUUGAUGGAAGAAAUCAGAAAAGGCAUUAAACUUCACAAAACUCAACCAAGACCUGAAAAUGAGGAUCUUGAAAAUGGAGCAGAAAUGAUCCGGGUUCGUCGUAAAGCGAUGGGGUAUCAUUCAGAAAAAUCGGAUAGCGAAACUGAAUGGAUUGAAUAAACAAAGAAGCCAUGAAGAGU
Messenger RNA from Mus musculus (house mouse), 1661 nucleotides. It is a transcript of the gene Wmp, whose product is annotated as WAVE homology in membrane protrusions. The record is from RefSeq and is marked predicted. Lineage: Eukaryota; Metazoa; Chordata; Mammalia; Rodentia; Muridae. The transcript is spliced from 2 exons. Gene Ontology annotation, cellular component: cytoplasm. Bases 91 to 1641 code for a protein of 516 amino acids. Gene Ontology annotation, molecular function: actin binding.